AUGUCCUCGGAUUCAAAACAUCCACGAAAAAGCCUCGAAUUCCUUGAAGAUGGCCGGCCCCGGUUUCACGGCUGCUCAAGAAUCACAGAAUAUGAAUACCUGGGCAAACUCGGCGAGGGCACUUUUGGCGAAGUGUCCAAGGCCAGAUCGAAGCGGACUGGUCAGGUAGUGGCGCUGAAAAAGAUUCUGAUGCACAACGAGAAGGAUGGCUUUCCCAUCACCGCACUGCGGGAGAUCAAGUUGCUGAAGCAGCUCGACCACAUCAAUGUCUUGAAGCUGGCCGAGAUGGCGGUCGAGCGGCCGAAGAAUGCGAGCAAGAGAACGAGCAUGUUCAUGGUGACACCGUACAUGGACCACGAUCUUUCGGGCCUCCUGGAAAACCCCGACGUCAAUUUCACUACGCCACAGAUCAAGUGCUACAUGAAACAACUCCUCGAAGGCUGCGCAUAUCUCCACGAGAACAGAAUCCUACACCGAGACAUGAAGACUGCCAACUUGCUCAUCAACAACCGAGGCAUCCUCCAGAUUGCAGAUUUUGGACUGGCGCGCCCUUACGACGAUGAGCCUCCUAGACCGGGUCACGGCGGCGGAGAAGCCACCAGGGAAUACACCACUUUGGUUGUGACACGAUGGUAUCGGCCCCCAGAACUGCUGCUCCAGCUGCGCAAGUACACCACCGCGAUCGACAUGUGGGGAGUUGGUUGUGUCUUUGGCGAAAUGUUCAAGCACAAGCCCAUUUUGACGGGAGACAGUGACCUGAACCAGGCCAGGUUGAUCUUUGAGCUGCUGGGAUCCCCGACAGAAGAGAACAUGCCUGGUUGGCGAGAGCUUCCUGGCGCCGAGGCGAUCCUGGAGUUUGAAAAAAUGCCUUCGACGCUCAACCGUCAAUUCCGCGACCUCGAGCCGUUGGCACUCUCACUGCUGAGUGAGCUGUUGAAGCUGGACUGGCGCAAAAGGAUCAACGCCAUCGACGCCCUCAAACAUCCUUAUUUUCAUUCUGCACCCUACCCAGCGAGACCUGAAGAGCUGCCCUCUUUUGAAGAGUCGCACGAACUGGAUCGAAAGAAGUUCCGGGAUCAGAGAACCAAACGACCGCCUGCUCCAGCUGGUGGCUCUGUCGGAAUCGGGCCCCAGGGAGAAUGGGGUAUCAGCGGGAGGCCACUUCCACCACACGAAGGAAUGCGCGGCGGCGGGCCUCAUCCUGGUCCUCGUGUACCUGGUGGCAGACCACCACCGUACGCAAAUGGCCACCACAACAACCACCCCUUUAAUAGACGACCACCAGGUCCACCUCAGAAUGGUGCGUACGGCGGCGGUGGAGGUGACUAUCGAGGCGCCAAUCCUUACCCACCUCACCGAGACCUGCCCCCAUACGACCAAGGUCAUCGUCCGCCAUAUGACGACUCCUACCCGAGACGGCCCCCUGGUGACCUUCCACCGCCGCCGCCGCGUUUACCACCUCCAGAUGUCGACCCGUAUCGCUACGGUCCGCCAGAUGUUCCACCCUUUCGCGACGACGGGCGUGGCCCACCUCCACCAAGAUCUCGAGCACCGCCAACUGCGGGUGGCGGCGCCGGUGGUCCUGCCGGUGGCAGCAACCGUGACACAUACAUCCCCUCAUACUCGCACGCCGAUCCUCAUGCUCCCCCGCCUAAGCAUCGACGCAGGGACGAUCAGCCGCCGUACAGGGAUAGACUGCCUGACUAUGGCGAACCAUUACGCUAUGACGAACCUGGCGGCAGAGAAGCACUGGACAGGGAUCGCGAGCGAGAGCGAAGGCCAAGGAGUCGAAGUCCAGGGCGGGAGUGGCACCGGGAUAGGAGAGAUAGAGACCGCGAUAUGGGAAGAGACUACCGAGAGCGGGAUAAUAAAGACCGAGGUGGCUAUGGUGGACAAGAUCCCUAUCGUCGCUAG
This is a messenger RNA of Fonsecaea erecta, 1914 nucleotides long. Its product is annotated as serine/threonine-protein kinase bur1. Gene Ontology annotation, cellular component: nucleus. Gene Ontology annotation, molecular function: ATP binding; cyclin-dependent protein serine/threonine kinase activity. Gene Ontology annotation, biological process: protein phosphorylation. The transcript has a single exon. Bases 1 to 1914 code for a protein of 637 amino acids. The record is from RefSeq and is a predicted model, not a curated record. NCBI's taxonomy places the organism in Eukaryota, Fungi, Ascomycota, Eurotiomycetes, Chaetothyriales, Herpotrichiellaceae.